CAAGCACUGAGAGAACGAUCAAAAUGGGUAUCGAUCUCCGCCAUCACCACGUCAGAUCGGGACAUCGUCAAGCUCCCAAAUCGGAGGAUGCUUACCUUCUUUUGUUGGUCAAGCUCUACCGUUUCCUCGCUCGUAGGACCGACUCCCGUUUCAACCGUGUUGUCCUCAAGCGACUUUAUAUGAGCAAGAUCAACCGUCCUCCUCUCUCCAUUUCUCGCAUCGUCAAAGAAACGAAAAACUCCAACUCCGACGGCUCUAAAAUCGUGGUAAUUGUUGGCACUGUCCUCGACGACGAACGUCUUCCCGAAGUGCCCAAACUCUCCGUCGCCGCACUACGUUUCUCUACCUCUGCUCGCGAACGUAUUGUCGCUGCUGGUGGUGAAUGUCUCACCUUCGACCAACUGGCCCUUCGUGCCCCCACUGGUAGCAACACUGUCUUGUUGAGGGGAAAGAGGAACGUUCGUGAAGCUGUCAAACACUUUGGUGGACCUCUCAAAGGUGGUAAGCCCUACGUCCAGAGUAAAGGACGUAAAUUCGAGAAAGCUCGAGGAAGGAGAUCCUCCAAGGGUUUCAAGAUCAAGUCCACUCACAAGUAGACGAUCUGACUUUCUACUUGAUCAUGAUUGGGUCUAUGUACCAUGGAAUGUUCAUGCAGAUUUUCACUUUCACAC
This is a messenger RNA of Tremella mesenterica DSM 1558, 671 nucleotides long. RefSeq lists its product as uncharacterized. Lineage: Eukaryota; Fungi; Basidiomycota; Tremellomycetes; Tremellales; Tremellaceae. Gene Ontology annotation, biological process: translation. Gene Ontology annotation, cellular component: cytosolic large ribosomal subunit; ribosome. The transcript is spliced from 5 exons. Gene Ontology annotation, molecular function: RNA binding; structural constituent of ribosome. The record is from RefSeq and is a predicted model, not a curated record. Bases 24 to 596 code for a protein of 190 amino acids.